Psylliodes chrysocephalus is the source of this 1954-nucleotide messenger RNA. The record is from the annotation of a GenBank genome assembly. NCBI's taxonomy places the organism in Eukaryota, Metazoa, Arthropoda, Insecta, Coleoptera, Chrysomelidae.
GUUAACUACUACUCGAAAUAGGUAAAAUGCGGUAUAUUCUGUAUUUCAAAUUAAUAAGAAUUUAAUGAUAUUUGAAUUGACUUUAUUACGUCAUUAGAAUAUCUCCAGAUAAAUAAGCUAUUGUAUAUAUAUUAGUAAAUAUAACACUCAUGUUAUCAGUCUAUCUUUAUUUCCUAUUACUCUAAAUCAUGGACUCUCCGGUUGUAACAAUUGACGAUGGACAAUUAAAAGGAACUCAAAAAACUAAUCUAGAUGGAGAAAACUUUCACGCAUUUUUGGGAAUACCAUUUGGAAAACCACCUGUCGGGAGGAUGAGAUUUAAGGCACCCAAACCAGCUGAACCAUGGACAGGAAUAAAAGAUGCAAGUAAGGAAGGGAACAUUUGCGUUCAACGAAAUUCGAUAACACAGGCUCUUGAAGGGACCGAAGAUUGUUUAAAUCUACAUGUUUACACCAAAACUCUCCCGUUUGAGGAAGCCAAACUAAAACCAGUCAUGGUUUGGAUAUACGGCGGGGCCUUUCGCCAAGGCUCAAACUCACCUCAAAUGUACGGUCCCGAAUAUCUUUUAACCGAAGAUAUAGUUUUGGUGGUACCAAACUAUCGUGUUGGUUUCUUGGGUUUCUUACAUCUAACAGACACUUCUUUAGAUGUACCUGGAAAUGCAGGUCUUAAAGAUCAACAGCUAGCCUUAAAAUGGGUCCAGAAAAAUAUCAAAAACUUCAACGGAGAUCCAAAUAACGUUACCAUUUUCGGAGAAAGUGCCGGAAGUAUGAGUGCACACGAACUACUUGUUUCAGCAUCUUCGAAAGGAUUAUUUCACAAGGCUAUUUUGCAGAGUGGAGCUGUGUUAAAUCCAUGGAAUUUGUGUAAAGAUUCUAGUCUUAAAUUCGCCAAAUCGGUUCAAGCAGAUACAGAGACCGAGGCACAGGCAUUAGACAGGUUACAACGAUUGUGCUGCAAAGUCCUGCAUCGGCAUCAAGAAAAAUUCUUACUAACUGACGCAGGAUCUGGAGCGAUAGGUCCGAUUAUAGAAAAACCAAAUGAAACUGCAAUUAUUACCUCGCACCCAGCAGAACUUAUAGCGUCUGGACAGUAUAACAAAGUUCCGAUACUAAUGGGUUAUUGUGACAGAGAAGGGCUUUUGGUGGAAUUUUAUAAAAGGUUAAUGAUCAAGGCAGGUAUAGAACCUCCUGCUAAAUAUAGCCAAAUCGAUGUAGACAAUUUUAUACAUCCAGAUUUGCAAUUGGCAGAAGACGAUCCAAAGAGAUUGAUUAUUAAGAAAAAAUUAACGGAACUCUAUUUGCAGCCGCCAAAUGUAGAUGACAAAUUUUUGCUACCCAGUGACUAUAACUUUAUUGCUGGAAUAAUUGGUGCAGCAAAACUACACGCUAAAACUUCUUCGGAACCAGUAUAUUUAUAUAGGAUGUCAUUGGAUGCAGGUUGCAAUAUGUUUAAAAAAAUCGGCAAAAUUGAAGAAAAAGGUGUAGCUCAUGCUGACGACCUAGGUUACCUGUUUAGUUCUGAGCAGGCAGCUCCAUUACUUUACAGGGGCGUAAUCGAACGAAGGGCCAUUAGACGAUUCGUGAAAUUAUGGACAAAUUUUGCAAGAACCGGUAAUCCAACGCCAAAAGGAAAUGACUUAAACAUUGAAUGGAAAACCUGUAGAUACAAAGACAGUUCACUUCUUGGAUAUUGGCGAGGAGCUUACUUUGCAUACUGAUCCUGAAUCGGAAAGAAUGAAAGUAUGGAAAGAAAUAUUCGAACUUAGUCCAUCGACAAGCGAUUAUUUAUAAAUAUUUGAUGUUAAUUUUUAUUUAUAAUAAAACUUAUGUUAUUUGAUACGAAUAAAUUGCACUGAUGAAUAUUUGUCAAUAAAAGUAUAUCACUUUUCAAAAAUUUUCUUUUUUCUAGUUUCUAUAACUGUGAAUCUUCUACGUUUAAUAAUCAAUUUAC